AUGGUCCUCCACCAGUCAAGAUGCAGAGGAAAUUCAAAAAUAGCACAUCUGAGAGGGUAUCAGGUCAACGUGGCUAAUUACAGAGUGAUAGAGCUGGACCUCAGUUACAAUGAGUUUUCCGAGAAAGCUGGAGAACUAUUUGGACAGGUGCUGGUCAACAAUGAAUCACUGGAGAUUCUGAAUCUGAGCUGGAAUCAUCUGCGGCUGAAGGGUGCUACGGCCCUGAGUAAUAGUCUCAAGGUUAAUGGAACAUUGAAGAUACUGAACCUUUCCUGGAAUGGCUUUGGAAAUGAUGGAGCCUUUGCCCUUGGAGAAGCUCUGAAAGUCAACAUUACGCUUGCUGAAUUGGAUAUCAGCAACAACCAUAUUAGCAAUGACGGGGCAAUAAAGCUAAGCAAAGGAUUAGAAAUGAAUGGGAGCCUUAGAAUCCUAAAGUUAACACCAGUUGGAACCACGAUCUUCACCGGAUUCUCUGGAAACAGAGGCGCCACAGAUAUAGAUGAUGGACCCAAUGGCCAGAUAGAGUACAUCAUCCAAUACAAUCCCAGCGAUCCAACAUCAAAUAGGACUUUUGACAUCCCUCUGACAUUGUCGGGAGCAAUAGUUUUGCGUGAGAGAUUAAAUUAUGAAGAAAAGUCACGUUAUUUUCUCAUUGUCCAAGCAAAUGAUCGAGCUCAAAAUCUUGUGGAACGAAGAACAAGCACGACGACUCUGACUGUUGAUGUCCUUGAUGGGGAUGACCUUGGACCAAUGUUCCUUCCAUGUAUAUUAGUUUUUAACACUCGGGACUGCCGGCCACUCACUUAUCAAGCUAGUUUGCCAGAACUCACUGACCCUGCACGGGUAAACCCAAUCAAUGUUACACCACCAAUACAAGCUAUAGAUCAGGAUCGCAACAUCCAGCCUGCAUCUGAUCGCCCAGGAAUACUCUAUUCCAUCUUAGUUGGGACUCCUGAGGAUUAUUCCCAGUAUUUCAGUAUGAAUGGUACCACUGCUAAACUCCGCCUUCUAAAGCCGAUAAACAGGGAUUUUCAUCAGAAAUUUGAUCUGGUUAUUAAGGCUGAACAAGACAAUGGCCAUCCUCUCCCAGCCUUUGCUAAUCUGCAUAUUGAAGUUUUAGAUGAAAACAAUCAGAAACCUUUCUUCACCAAAUCCACAUAUGACGGCUUUAUUUCAGAGUCUUCUCCUGUCGGUACAACCAUUUCUGAUAACCAGAAUUUGACGUCUCCACUGCAGAUCGUAGCUUUAGAUAAUGAUGUUGAAGAGACAAAGGAUCCACUGCUCCACCUGUUUCUAAAUGAUUACAAUACGUUUUUCACUGUGACUCAGACUGGAAUAGCCCGUUACCUCACCUUACUUCAGCCAGUUGACAGAGAAUUUCAGCAGUUAUACACAUUUUUGAUUACAGCUUCCGAUGGGGUACAAGAAAGUUUUCCAGUCACAGUCAAUAUUUUUGUACUUGAUGCAAAUGAUAAUUCUCCAACCUUCUCAAACAUAUCAUAUAAUGUGAAGAUCUAUACAGAUAUGAGGCCUGGAGAAAGCGUUAUCAAGAGAUACUCCCAUACCAUGAAAGAAUGCCUUAUGUCAGGAUACUCUCAAUGGUGCUGCGAUAGUAGGACAGAUGUAGAUGCUGAGAUAAAUUUAUCUUCCUGA
Molecule: messenger RNA, 1653 nt
Organism: Thamnophis sirtalis
Lineage: Eukaryota; Metazoa; Chordata; Lepidosauria; Squamata; Natricidae
Source: RefSeq, a predicted model, not a curated record